Cladocopium goreaui is the source of this 1410-nucleotide messenger RNA. The record is from the annotation of a GenBank genome assembly. Lineage: Eukaryota; Dinophyceae; Suessiales; Symbiodiniaceae.
AUGCGCGGGCCAACGUCUUCUAGCCUUGGUGUGGGUAUCAUUGAGACGGCUGAAAGGCAGCGCGAGCUGCGGGAACUGCGAGGCCUGCGGGAGCGACGUCGAUCAUCGACUCCGCCGGCGCAGGUGCGCCCUGAGAUGGAGAGUCAGGUCCUGGCGAAGCUGAACAGCUGCAGCCACGCCGAACUCACGGAGCUGAAGUUCGUGGGACCGGUCAUGGUCAACAAGAUCCUCAUCCAGCGACGAAAAGGUGAUCAAGAUCGACUUGGGCUGGGUGCUUGGUGGUGCAUGGUCUUCGCCAUACUGAUCAUCUACGUGAUCCUCCUGGUCAAGGGCAAUUACCCCAUCAACCAAGAGACGCCAGCGCCGAGCCAGGGCCAACGCGAGACAGCUUUGGCAUCAGCACAGAUCAGGACGAACAAGGCCUUCACCCAGAAAUGUGCGCGUUGUGGCAUCAAGUGGACACAUGGAUGCGACCCCACUUACACGCCCCAGAAGGCGCCACCAGGGGCACCCAAGAGUCCACGUCGAGGCCAACAAGCAUCUUCAUGGAACUACUCUGGAUGGGGAGCAGAGCAGACAUGGGAUACUUCAGCAUGGCGACAAGAUUAUCAAGGUGGUCAGACGCCUCGCGGUCGACGACGUGGUCAGACGCCGAAAGGGGCAUCUACGAAAUCGAAGAAAGGGGGCCCCAAGAAGGAGCCAUCCUACAAGGCGCCAGCUCCAGAACCACCAUGGCAUCCACAAUAUACUGGGGAAGCCCCAGCAGCCAGUGGAGGCGAAGAAGCUCACGCGGCCACGGAGAACCUUGUGUUGCUAUCCAAUGCGCUCAAGGAGGCGAACACUCCGAUCCCGGCACAAGUUCAACACAUUGUGGCCGAAAAUUCCACCCCAGCGCCGCCUUCCAAGAGGUUGAAGCAGGCGGUGGACAAGAUAGACAAGGCUCGCAAGAAGUUCCGAGACGCGCAGUCUGCGCGACAGAAUCUCCAUUCCAACUGGCGCAAAUACAUCGCAGAUUCACUGGAAAGGUGGACGCAAUUUGCGGAGAAGUUUGGAAAGGACGACCAAGAGCUUGCGGAAAAGGUGAAAGCUGCUCACGAAAAGCUUCAGGAGACCAAGGAGGCUGUCGAGACGGCGAAGCUCGCAUUAGAGGAGCAAGAUACAGAGACGGCGAUCGAGAUCACGGACGACGAGAUGACCGACAAACUGGACUCCUCCGAAGUGAUCCAGGCAAACAUCUCAAAGAUGGUCGAGAAUCUGGCCAGUCUUCAGCAGAAGGCAGAUGCAGCCUUGUUGGAGGCGGGAGAGGCCAGGCCGAAGCGACCGCGUCUAGAAGCCACCGAACAGCAGGCAGGUUCCAAAGAUGGAUCGGACUCUCGGUCCUUGGUGCCUUUUGCACCGCCCGGCAAGUAG